AUGAGCAGCUGGAAAAAAGACAAAGAAAAUAUUCGAACUAAAUUAGACAAAGGAAUUUUUAAAACAUGUCCAAAACCAAAUACAGCAACAGUGACUUGGUGGAAUAAUUUCUUUCGAAUUCAAGACGAUAACGAUCACAUUCUACCAUAUGUGCAAUGUAUCAAAUGUUUAUCAAUUCUAUCUUACGAUGUAAAUAAGACGGGUUCUAGCACUCAUAAAGCACACGCUGAAUCAUGUUUUGGUGGUACCAAUCCUAGUGGUAGUAAAAGUCAAGAUAUUAUUACAAUGAUGAACAAACAAAAGCAUGUACCAUUUGAAACAAAACGUUUAUUUGCUGAUGCAUGUGCUACAUUUUGUUCUUAUGAUUUACGUCCAUAUGAAAUAGUUAAUGGUAAUGGUUUUGAAUUACUUUGCCAAAGUCUAUUAGACAUUGCUUAUAAAAGUUCUUCUCAAAUCAAAGCAAAAGAUCUUAUAUGUGAUUCAACGACUGUAUCACGACAUGUGAAAAAACGUCGUGUAGAACUGAUUGAAACAUUAUUAAGUGACUUAAACGUCGUAAAAUUAUUUGGAAUUUCUACUGAUUACUGGAAAAACAAAUUUACUUCUGACAGUUAUUUAACCACUACUUUACAUUAUGAUAAAGAUGGCCACAUGAAGAAUAUUGUUUUAAAAACAGUUUUAUUUGAUGAAUCGAAAACUGGUGCAAAUACGAAGAAGAUGAUUUGGAACAUUUUAAAAUCAUUUGGCAUAGAUCCUGAUUUAUUUCACAUUAUAUACGUUACUGAUAACGGUUCGAAUUUGAUUUCUGCAUUAAAUGGAGAAGCUCACAUACGUUGCGUUUGCCAUUGUGUUAAUUUAGUUAUUAAACAAGCUUUGGAAGAAUGUUUAGCGAUUAAUUUAUUAAUAUCGCAAUGUCGUGAUUUAGUAUCACAUUUUAAACGAUGUGAACUUCAAAAUAAAUUACCAUUAACAUUAAAACAAGAUAUUUGCACCAGAUGGAAUUCUACCUAUGAUACUUUAUGGUCAAUUUGGCUGAGUUUUGAUGACGUUGAGCAAAUACUAGAUACUCGAAAUGAAAUGGCUCAUUUGGAAAAGAUUGACCGGUAUUUGAUCAAAGAUAUUACAGAUUUACUUGGUAUUUUCAAAAUUGGAAGUGAAAAAUUAUCUGCUGAUCAUGUUCCUACUCUACAUUCAGUUCUGCCUUGGUUUCACAAAUUAAAAAAAACUUGUGAACCAAAAGAUACCGAUCGAUUACAUAUUCGUCAAUUGAAACAGAAAAUAUUGGACAAAUUAGAUAAUAAAAUUUGGUUGACUGAUAUUCAUUAUAUAGCAACUUUCCUUCAUCCGGAAACGAAAUCCCUUUCGACAUUAUCACAAUCAGACCGAAAUGGUGUCAUUCAAUCCGUUAGGAAAAUAAUGAAAACAAUAGGGAUUGUUGACGUAUCAAAUGAUUUAACAUUAUUUCCUGAUAGUGUUAAGAAAAAAAACCGAAAUAAACGUGCUAAACGCGAUGACAUAUCAGUUCAUGACGUUUUGAAAGAAUUCGUGUCGAAUUCUACAGAUGAUGAAGAUGAUAAUAAAGAUUAUGACGAAGUGGUGGAAUAUAUGAAAUUGAAGAUCAAUUAUCCUGAAGGUGAAGGUAUACUCGUAUGGUGGAAGAAACACUCCGCUAUUUUUCCACAACUAUCACGCUUAGCACUUUCACUUCUUUCCAUUCCGGCUUCAUCAGCUGCUAGUGAGCGCGUGUUUAGUGAAACUGGUCGUAUUCUAGAAGCACGACGACAACAACUACAUCCUGAGUCACUCGAUUCACUUGUUUUUUUACUUCAGUGUACCGCUACUCAACCAUUUAGUGUUCCAGUGAAAAUUUUAGACACGGAAAAAUCGAAAUAUCAAUCCGUGGAAUUAACUAUCAGUGAAGAACAAGAUAUUUUUAUUGAUGAUCGUACAUUUGAACCGAUCAAAGAACUAUACGACUUCACUGCGAAUAUCUCUGAGUUUCGUAUUAAAUUCGAAAAAUUCACUGCACUUCACUUGAUGUCACCUGGUAUUUUCAAUCGAGUAUUUCCCGAUAAUUUAUCUCCCAACACACGAAAACAUAUGGCUGUCGAAAUCUACAAUCCUAUGGUUCAACCAAAUGAUAAUCCAUACUUAUUUCAAAACUUGUCUAUUGAUACUUUAAAACUUUAUGCAACAUAUCCAUUUAAUGGUACAUUUCAACAAAUGUUCGAUGGUGCGAAUAUCAAAUAUUUACGUUUAUCUGGUGUUGAUAUGCGCUCGGAUGUUUCUCAAAGAUUUACAGGCAAUAUUCACCGUUUAGAAUUAGCUAAACAAGCUUCGGUAAUCAGCGUUGAAUACUUUCCUGUUUAUCCAGCACAUAAAUUGGUUAUUAAUGCGUAUUAUGUCAGCGAAUUUAAUCCUCAACAUCCAUCGAAUUAUAAGAAUUUAGAUGAAAUACGUGUUUACACUAUGUACAGGAUUCCAGCUAAGGCUUUUCAUCAAUAUUCAAUCAUUCGAAGAUUAUCUAUUUCAACUGAAAACGAUAUUGAUCCACAUGCACUUGAUGGUUUAGAUAAUUUAGAAGAACUUGUGAUUGAAGAUACGGAAAUCGAUUUGAAUCUUUUGAAUAAUUUACCAAAACUAAAAGAAUUGCAAGUCGAUAUCAAAAAGUUAAAUGAGGAAAGUCAAUGCAAAUUAAUCGAAAAAGUGUCUAAAGGAGAAUUGGCUGUGCGAACGAAUCCACUUGAUGAAGAAUGCACAUGUAUCACUGCCUAUUUGAAUGCUGCUCUAGGUGAAACGCCAUGUGAUGCCGAAGAAUGUGAAAAUUCAGCAUGUUUCGUAAUCAAACAGAAUUAUGAUGCGAAAACACAUACAUUUAAAACACCUUUAUCUAUUCCACGUUCAGAUGGUACAAAUGCAUUACGAAAACGUCAAGAACGUGUUUAUACAACACCAUAUCUAAUAUCGUCCGAAGAUCAAGACAAAUUUCGAAAAGGUGUAAACUACGAAAAAUGGAUCGAUAUUUUAUCUCUAGAUCAACCUUCAAAAUAUGCUGAUGAAAGUGUAACAGCAUCGGAAAAUGUUUGUGGAGAAGAGUUAUCGAAACAAAAGACUGUGGAUCUUGAUCAGAUCAAGAUGUUGGUCAAUUUAAUUCAAAAAGAAAUGCUUGAUGUACACUUAUGA
Messenger RNA from Adineta ricciae, 3183 nucleotides. The record is from the annotation of a GenBank genome assembly. NCBI's taxonomy places the organism in Eukaryota, Metazoa, Rotifera, Eurotatoria, Adinetida, Adinetidae.